AUGGCAGGACAGAGCCUUACUUCCAUCGUUCCCAACGAAAUCAUCGACCUCGUCUUGGGCAACUUCGUACUUCCCGAUGGGUUAUCAUGCUUCAAGGACCAAGAGCAGCACAAAUCAGAUCGGCCAUCUCUCUACAACGCCUGCUUAGUAUCCAGUCGACUUUACAACUCGGCAUUCAUACAGUCGGUCGUUGUCACCAUAGAUGUCGAAGGUCUGGAACAAUAUAGAGAUGAUUUUCUCGCCGGCGAGUGGAACGCCGGAAGUACAAGCAUACGGACAGAGACGCUCACUGCUUACGAGCACGAACUCAUCCGGGAAGUACAACUUCCCGCCUCGGGCACGAUCUCCCACGAAGCAAGAAGCAACGAUGAGGAAUUUAUGGGCUUGCCGGGGGUGCUGGUUAUCCUGCUUCUGGGCCUCGCGACCCAUGCGAAGGAGCUGGUACUGCCUGACUCAAGCCACCCAUCCAAAGGUAGCAACCUGUUCCGCCACCAGUUGCGUCAGCUGCUUCAGAACGGCUUGGUUAGAGAACACAUCCUGCGCUUAGUCCAAACGAUACACAUGGUUCGGCGGCACUUGGUGCCUCGGACGCACUUGGAUAAAACGCGCCGCUGGCACAGCAUGUAUGGCUCGCUGUUUUCCCGGCCUUUGCUCACAAGGGUGACCGUACGAAGCGACAACGGUUAUUGGCACAAGUUUCUCAGAUACGGUCCGAGCAACGUCAAAGAAAUCCAGCUACAGAGAACGGACUGCUGCGCCGACGGCAUACGCAACAUCGGCCUGCUUUGCCCCAAAUUGGAGACGUUGAAGGUGGUGGCGCGUGACCGCCACUUUUCAUAUUACGGCAGGCGUGUCGGAGGACCACAUGGGGAUAUCAGCGAUGCGCUCUUUGAGACCAUGCCGCGUCUGCGGAGCCUGAGUUUCUGA
Molecule: messenger RNA, 927 nt
Organism: Anthostomella pinea
Lineage: Eukaryota; Fungi; Ascomycota; Sordariomycetes; Xylariales; Xylariaceae
Source: the annotation of a GenBank genome assembly